AUGGGAAAAAAUGAUACAAUACUGCUACAAGUACCCGCCGCUGGGUACCCAUUGCGGAACUGUCGUGCGAAACCCAUUUCAAAACCACACCUUCACGCUGCAGAAGCUUUGCCUCCAUUGUUGCACACUGCAGAAGCUUUGCGUCCAUUGUUGAGUUCAUCUCUUCUCAUCAUGGAAAAAGGGGAAGAACACUCAUCUCCCCUAACACCAUCUAGCUCAAAUCUCCCAAUCACGGGCAUACUGUCAACUUCUCUAACAUUCAGAAAUUACAUGCACAUGCACGGUUACUAUGGAGAACUUCCUACGUGGUCACCAGGUCUAAUGCAACAGCCAGAUGGCUACCAAUAUCCAUGCAAUAUUCAAGAGUACGAUGCUGGUUACCCAACUUCUGUUAUGACUACUAGAUCCGUCGCAGACGAAAAAGGUGAUAUAGAAGACUUGUCUCCCGAAACUGAUAUCCCAUGUACCUCCGCUAAAGUUGAAGAAAGCGGAAAAGAUAGAGCAUAUUGUAUGGAAAUUGAGGAUGUCGUUGCCGAGAAAACUCAGUUAGAUGAUGGAAUUGGUAGUGACAUGAUUGAGGAGCCCAAGUUGAAGAUGGGGUUUAAUUAUUUUGAAGAAGUAAUGACUUAUUACAAGCAGUAUGCUAAGAAUAUUGGGUUUCGAGUGAUGACAAGAAGGACUGAGAAGGGAGAUGAUGGGACUGUCAUAUAUGCCACCCUUGGGUGUGCCCGUGGUGGGAAAGCCCAUAAUAGGACAUUGAAUGUUGCCAGGCCACGUCCGACAGGAAAAACGGAGUGUAAAGCGAAGAUGAAUGUCUUAAAAGUUGAUGGAAAAGUCUUAGAUACAAAUGAUCUGGCUGGUAUCCGAAUGAAUAAGAGCUUCAGAUCUCUUGUCGUUGGCGUGGGAGGUUUCAAAAACCUGCUGUUUUUGGAAAAGGAUUGUCAGAAUUACAUCGAUAAGGCCCGACAUUUACGACUUAGUGCUAGUGGUGCUGGAGCACUUCGGGAAUAUUUUUUGCGGAUGCAACACAAGAAUACUGGGUUCUUUGCUUCCAUGGAUUUAGAUGACGACAAGAGGUUAAAGAAUGUCUUCUGGGCAGACCCCCAUAGUAGGGCAGCCUAUGAAGAUUUCGGUGAUGUGGUUACAUUCGACAUCACAUAUCUGACGAAUAGAUAUGGGAUGCCAUUCGCACCAUUUGUUGGUGUAAACCACCUCGGCCAGUCAAUUCUUUUGGGAGCUGGAUUGAUAUCCAGUGAGGAUACGGCAACGUUUGUGUGGUUAUUCAAGACCUGGUUACAGUGUAUGGAUGGUAUAGCUCCUAGAGCUAUUAUCACUGAUCAGGACAGAGCAAUGAAGAAUGCUAUUACUCUUGUCUUUCCACAAAGUCGACAUCGAUUUUGUUUGUGGCAUAUCUUGAAAAAAGUCCCUGAAAAGCUUUCCUCCUAUUCUGCCUACAAAAGUGGAAUGAAAAAUGCUUUGAUGAAAUGCGUGUAUGACACCCAAAAUGUUCAAGAGUUUGAAAGCGCUUGGGAGCAGUUAAUUACCACUUACAAAUUGGAGGAGAAUAGUUGGCUGAAAAUUUUAUACACUGAGCGUCAGCAUUGGGUACCGGCAUUCUUGAAAGAUUCUUUCUGGGCAGGGAUGAGUACAACGCAGCAGAGCGAGAGCAUGAAUGCUUUUUUUGAUGGUUAUGUUCACGCGAAGACAAACUUGAAAGAGUUUGUCCACCAGUUUGACAACGUAUUGAAGAAGAAAAUUGAGAAUGAAAAUAACGCCGACUUUCACUCAUUUAGCAUCACAAUUCCCUGCAUAUCUAGAUCUCCGAUCGAGAAGAAGUUUCAAGAAUUAUACAUGAAUGUAAAAUUCAGGGAAGUUCAGCGAGAACUGCAAUGUCUUAUAGAUUUGGCCCCAGAGUUACUAAAGAGAGAUGGUAGUGUAAAGACAUAUCAUGUAGAGAUGAAGCAUAUUUUGAUUGUAUUUAAGUCUAAUGGUAUAAAAGAUUUGCCAAAUCAGUAUAUUUUGGACAGAUGGAGGAAGGACAUUAAGAGGAGGUACACGUUAAUCAGCAGCUAUGAUGUAGGGGUUCAGCGAGCAGAUGCUAACAGAUAUUCUACUUUGUUGAAUAUCUGUUAUAAGAUGAUUACUUACGCUGCGGGUUCAAAAAAAUAUACCGAGGAUGCAACACAAAAGUUGUAUAAGAUGAUUGAGUUAUAUAGUGAGAACCAAGAACCUCCAUCAAGAACAUGCACGGGUUCCAAUGUUAUUCCUUCGAUACCGGAGACAGCUACAUGUGCUGGUUCACAGAAAGUACUCAGUCCGCUAGUAGUAAGAGGGAAAGGCAGACCACCAUCUCUGAGGAGAGCAUCGAUAAUGGAAAAAGAGAUGCAAAAAGUUAAAGCGAAGGCAAAGAAUGCAACAGUCAAGGGAAAACGGAAACAGAGGGAUGGAGGAGAUACACCAUUGCUGGAUAUGCGUAGGAAUUUAUUUGGCUCGUCUGAAAAAGAUAUGUGUGAAGUUGGAUUGUCGCAGGUACUCAUUAAUGAAUACUUUAGCAUGCUGACCCCUGGAUCCGAGCAUUCUACAGCAUAUAAUCCGAAUGUCUUCCUAACAGAAAGUAUAUUGAAGGGGCACGGGUUGGAUUGCUACACAAGUUGUGCAAUAGCCUUCAGAAGGUCUUUCACUAACUAA
Molecule: messenger RNA, 2688 nt
Organism: Carya illinoinensis
Lineage: Eukaryota; Viridiplantae; Streptophyta; Magnoliopsida; Fagales; Juglandaceae
Product: protein FAR1-RELATED SEQUENCE 5-like
Exons: 10
Coding region: 1-2688 (895 amino acids)
Source: RefSeq, a predicted model, not a curated record